This is a messenger RNA of Nymphaea colorata (pocket water lily), 675 nucleotides long. Its product is annotated as protein SMALL AUXIN UP-REGULATED RNA 51-like. Gene Ontology annotation, biological process: response to auxin. NCBI's taxonomy places the organism in Eukaryota, Viridiplantae, Streptophyta, Magnoliopsida, Nymphaeales, Nymphaeaceae. The coding region runs from base 298 to 582 and encodes 94 amino acids. The transcript has a single exon. The record is from RefSeq and is a predicted model, not a curated record.
GAGGGAGAUGUCGUGUCCAAGCAUGAUGUAGACCCUAUCGUGACGGCCGGAAGGUUAGGCGUGUGCCACCGCAGCUGCGUAUGGGCCAGUCACCCCAGACAGCCAUGUGCAAUUGCAAAAGCGUGUCUAAUAUCUACAGUUGGUGUGUUAGUUUCCUUUAUUAUCUUCCAUGGUGUAGCCUAUGCUCUAUAUAAAGUGCAUUUAACUCAAAGUUUUCUUCACCAAACAUCGGCUCAUCAACUUCUCCCUCUCCUUCAUUGGGAUUCUUGUAUACUCUUGUCCUUCAUCUCUGAGAUUAUGGCUGUUCGGUUGCCACAGUUGGUUCUUGCUAAGAAGGUUCUCAAGCGAGCUCUCAGCGCGAGCAGAUCCAGUUCAGGGAUCGAUAUCCGGAAGGGACAUUUUGCAGUCUAUGUGGGCGAGGGUCGGAGGCGGUUUGUGAUUCCAACAUCAUACUUGAAGAGUCCCACAUUUCAAAGAUUGCUGAAGGAAGCUGAGGAGGAGUAUGGGUUCCAGUCUCAGAUGGGCCUAACCAUUCCUUGCAGUGAAGAUGCCUUCAGAGCUCUAACAUUGCAAUUGGCAUGAUCAUAUUCCACUUCUUGUUAUUCAAAUCUCAAACAGUUAUAUACACAUACAUACAUCAUGUACAAAGGGGAUUCAGAACCCAUCAUACAAUAA